This is a messenger RNA of Ogataea philodendri, 735 nucleotides long. RefSeq lists its product as uncharacterized. Bases 1 to 735 code for a protein of 244 amino acids. NCBI's taxonomy places the organism in Eukaryota, Fungi, Ascomycota, Pichiomycetes, Pichiales, Pichiaceae. The record is from RefSeq and is a predicted model, not a curated record. The transcript has a single exon.
AUGACACCUCUGAUGACUUUGGAGUCUUCCAGAGAGCCUCCGAGCUUGCCCUCCACACGAAUCAACUCGAAAUCCACGUCUUUACGUUCCAGAUCGGCAACGUUCAAAACGGUCUCGACUGCCAUCCGGGCAAAUUGGUCGUGGCAUUUGGACACGAUCUUCGAGCCCAACGACGUCUUGGCGGCCUUGAAUAGUUCACUGUUAACGUUGGUGUUGUUAUCCAAAUUCUCUGUGUCGAUAGCCACCUCGUCUGCAAUCUUGUCGAGUUGUUCGAUGGCGAUUUUACAGGCCUUGUCGAAACCGUGUGCGAUCUUAAUAGGAUGGAUUCCCUUCUCGAUGAGCUCGAGCGCCUGGUCCAACAGGGCACCUGUGAGCACCACAACACCGGUGGUUCCAUCUCCAAUCUCGUCGUCCUGCGAUUUGGAGAGUUCCACCAACAGCUUGGCAAUCUCGUUAUUCAGUUCCAUUUGUGACAUGAUGGUGGCACCGUCGUUGGUGAUGUUGAUUUCUCCGUCCGGCGAGAUGAGAAUCUUAUCCAGUCCACGAGGACCAAGAGAUGUCUUCAGAAUCGAAGCUACUUGUCUUGCGGCCAAGAUAUGUGAUUUGACCGCCUCCGUGCCGUGUGUUCUUUUCUUAGACCCCUGGUCCUUGACAAUAAUAAAUGGCCGACCCAUCUCGUCCUGCGCCACAAUGGCGUUGGACAUGUCGGGCAAUUCCAUCGAUUGGGGCAUUUGA